This is a messenger RNA of Perca flavescens (yellow perch), 1761 nucleotides long. RefSeq names its product acyl-CoA thioesterase 7 (gene acot7). Gene Ontology annotation, biological process: fatty acid catabolic process; acyl-CoA metabolic process. The record is from RefSeq and is a predicted model, not a curated record. The coding region runs from base 331 to 1350 and encodes 339 amino acids. The transcript has 9 exons. Lineage: Eukaryota; Metazoa; Chordata; Actinopteri; Perciformes; Percidae. Gene Ontology annotation, molecular function: long-chain fatty acyl-CoA hydrolase activity. Gene Ontology annotation, cellular component: cytoplasm; cytosol.
UAUGGUUUCGAUUUCCGUUGCACAAUCUUGUCUUUUCCCAUUUAGCUCUUUGAAAGACACCGGCUUCAUUGUAAGCAAAACGUCUGUCGUUUGGUUUACGUCAUCUCUAAAUCAACAAAUGACCUACAUUUUACAACACAUCCUCUUUGCAUAGUACUUUCCAGAUGAGCCAUUUCUCAAAGAGACCAGACAGAGCAGCUGACGGACACCAGGGGAGUCUGAUUUCCUUUAACAUCACACAGGAAUCGCGCUAAAACACGAGACCAACACACCCGGGACCUCCUCAUCCUCAUCAUCAUCAUCAUCAUCGUCAGCAGCAGCAGCAGCAGCAUGUCGGUACCGCAGGCGCUCGAGGCAGCAUCCCCCCUCCAAAUAUGCAGGCUCAUGCGGCCAGACGAUGCCAACAUUGUGGGUAAUGUCCAUGGUGGCAUAAUCCUCAAGAUGAUCGAGGAAGCCGGAUGCAUCAUUGGCACGCGACACUGCAACACACAGAAUGGGGACCGUUGUUUGGCAGCUCUGGUUCGUGUGGAGAAGACAGAGUUCCUUUUCCCCAUGUUCAUUGGCGAGGUCGCCCAUGUAACCGCUGAGAUCACUUACACCUCUAAGCACUCACUGGAGGUGCAGGUCAAAGUCAUUGCUGAGAACCUCCUCACAGGUGCCAAAAAGCUGGCCAACAAGGCAGCGCUGUGGUACGUCCCCUGCUCUCUGCAGAAUGUCGAAAAGAUCAUGGAUGUUCCUCCCAUCAAGUAUGCCACUGCGGAAGAAGAGGAGCAAGGCAGAAAGCGCUAUGAGGCUCAGAAGCUGGAGAGGCUGGAAACCAAAGCGAGGAUUGACGAAGUGGUGCCACUUCCAACCAACCCAGAACAACACACAGUUGGUUACAGCCAGUCCAGCCUGAUCCAUUUGGUGGCCCCUUCUGACUGCACACUACACAACAAUGUUCACGGUGGUGUGACCAUGAAGCUGAUGGAUGAGGUCGCCGGCAUUGUUGCUUUUCGACACUGCAACACCAACAUUGUCACUGCCUCUGUGGAAGCUAUCAACUUCCAUCGCAAGAUCCACAAAGGCUGUGUGGUGACAGUGACAGGGCGGCUCACAUUCGUCAGUAACAAGUCUAUGGAAAUUGAAGUGUUGGUAGAUGCUUCCUCGCUGAUGGAGGCAAAGAAACAGAAAUAUCGUGCUGUCUCUGCCUUCUUCACCUUCAUCUCCCUGGACAAGGACAACAAGCCUCUGCCUGUCCCUGCUCUUAAGAUUGAAGGAGAGGAGGAGCAGAGACGUUUUGAGGAGGGCAAAGCACGUUACCUCCAGAAUAAAGCAAAGAGACUCGCAGAUAAGGAGCGCAAGCAGUGACGCCACUGCUCACCACAGUUAAACGCCUGCAACAACAGUAUAUCAGCCUCACACAACACAUACAGUAUGAAGGAGAAAAAUCCCCUCUCCUGUUCUGUAAUUGUAACUUGAACCUGUGAUGAUUUUUUUUCCUGUGCUACGCACCAAAGCGUUCAUAUAUGGCUGUAUCUGUAUUUAAAGAUUAAGAGUACAUAUUUUUAUUUUGUGGAUAUUUUUAUUGAUUUAUGAAGACUAUUCUUGAUGUUCAAAAUGACAGUCUGACUGUAGAAGUAAGAGUACUAUUUUAUUUUUAGGAAGAUUUUUAAGUAUGAAGACUAUUUAUGAUCGGUGUCAGUGCAAAGCGAUAGUCUGAGCGCAAGGAAUAUGAUGAAUAAGUGAGUGAAUAAUAUUGAAUAAAAGAUCCAAGCGUGA